Messenger RNA from Closterium sp. NIES-67, 4786 nucleotides. NCBI's taxonomy places the organism in Eukaryota, Viridiplantae, Streptophyta, Zygnematophyceae, Desmidiales, Closteriaceae. The record is from the annotation of a GenBank genome assembly.
GACCUCGGGGGGAUCCCGAUUCCUGACCCCGACCCGAGGAAUGACGGUGGUCCUUUUCGUGAGAGUGCUGCUGCUGCAGUGCAGAGCAGUGGAGACCUUGUGGUCGUGUUGGGUCGUUCAUUCUCCUCCAUGCACUAAACUGGACUGCUCUAAAUUGCAAGUUAUGAAACUGAGCUAGCCGAGAAUAGUCCAGCGAUUGUCAGUCAAGCCACGAAGUCUAUUGUGUAACCCUAAGUAAGCAAUCUUGGAAGCUCGCUUCUUACCUCUGCUACGGUCGACCGAAUAGGCAGGUUUCUGCAGUAGCAUAGGUUGUCCGCAGCGUGUUCGAAGCAGGAGUAUGUCCCGUCGUGCCUGAUUGUGCUGCAUUCUGCAUUCGUGUUGUCUAAUGAUGAAUAGCGUAGGAGCAUCUGUUAGUCAAUCAGGGUCGCAGGACGAUGCCCAGAAGAAGAUUCGGAAGCCGUACACCAUUACCAAGUCCCGGGAGAGCUGGACGGAGCAGGAGCAUGACAAGUUCCUAGAAGCCUUGCAGCUAUUUGACCGGGACUGGAAGAAGAUAGAGUCGUUUGUCGGAACCAAAUCAGUUAUUCAGAUUAGGAGCCACGCGCAGAAGUAUUUCCUCAAGGUUCAGAAGAACGGCACGGGGGAACACGUACCUCCACCCAGGCCGAAACGGAAAUCCACACAGCCGUAUCCCCAGAAGGCCAGCAGCUCAAAGUCUGGAGCAUGCGGCGACGCAGGGCCCACAUUCUCAGGCGCGGGGAUGGCAGGUCCCCUCCCCUCGCCGUUCCCCCCCGGUGCGCUCAUCCCCUCGGCGUCCGCGGCGAGCCUGGCGUCCCCCUCCUCUUCCACCCCCUCCGCCAUCGCCGCUAUGAGCAUGUCGGGCCUGGGCCACGGGCUGGGGGGGUCCGUAGGCGCGUCUCUGGCGUCUCUGGGAGUGUCGGGCAGCCAUGGCGACGCCGCAGUAGCGGCGGCUGCGGGGAUGGGAGGGAUGGCGGGGAUGGGAGGAAUGGCGGGAAUGACGGGAAUGGCGGGGAUGGCGGGGAUGGCGGGGAUGGCGGGGAUGGCGGGGAUGGCGGGGAUGGCGGGGAUGAGUAGUGGAGGGAUGGGGAGCGGAUGGAUGCACCACGGCAUGCAUCCGCCUGGCGUCGUCUCGCUUGCUGCUAGAGGCGGCGGGUCGGCGAGCAUGGGAGCGAUGGCAGAGGGACUGAUGGCCGGGGCAUCGCAGCUGGUUGGCGGCGCCACCAACAACGCAGGAGCCAUGUGGAUGGCACAAGCUCAGAGGCAACAGUCGUCUGGAAACGUCAGCGAGCAGAGAGUUCGCGCCACGCCUGACUUCGCGGAGGUGUACCGCUUUAUCGGGCUCGUCUUUGACCCCUCCACCUCGGGCCACCUCGCACACCUCAAGGCCAUGGCGCCCAUCGACCGGGAAACCGUGCUCCUUCUCAUGCGGAACCUCUCCAUGAACCUCGCCAGCCCAGAAUUCCAGGAGCACGACGCCUUCAUGCAGCUCAUCAAAGGCACGGGCUGCACCGACGCCUCGCCAGCAGCAGCAGCAGCAGCAGCAGCAGCAGCAGCAGAUGCUUCAGCGCAAGGAGCAACAGCAGAAGCCGCAGGCGAUGCGACAGCAGGAGCAACAGCAGGAACCCGAGAGGCAAAGGGCGAGCCGUCAGCCGAAAUCGCCAAGUCUACGGGCGUAGGAGCUGAGAUGGCCGAGGCGGUGAACGAGGCAGAGGAGAGGGCUGCCAGUGCCAGGCAGACACAGGCCCAGGAGCAGAGCCGGGGCGGUGGUGAGGGCAAAGUGAAGGAGGAGCAGGGCGCGGAGGAGGGGAGCAAGGAGAGCGCUGAUGCGGCAGGCGCAGGCGCAGGCACAGGUGCCCGAGAGGCUGUGUUGGAGCGAGCAGCAGGGGGCGGUGGCGCCGUGGGGAUGGAGAUGGAAAGGGGAGAGCUGAGGCGGACGGAUGAGGCUGUUAAAGCACAGAGGGUUGGCGGGGUCGAUGGAGUCAAUGGAGUCAACGGGGUCAACGGGGCGAACAGGGUGGCCAAUGAAACAGAGGCUCAGCGAUUGGGGGAUGCGCAGACCAGACCAACGUGUGCGGCUACCAGUGCUGAUGAUGAGAGAGGUACAGCCUUUGGUGCUGCUGCUGCUGCUGUUGGUGCUCCAAAUGCGAGAGGGGCAGAGGGUGAUGCAGCAAACGAUGCAGGUGAUCAAAGGGGCGCGGUGGACUGCUCACAAAGUUUGCAGUCAGAAAGGGGUGGUGGCCCUGCUGCUGUUGAUGGCAGUGGGGGAGGAGGAGCACGAGGCGGAGGAGGAGUAGGAGGAGGAGGAGGAGAAGGAGGAGGAGGCGGAGAACACGGACCGGGUACUGAGAGGGGCACGCAUGCAGGAGCCGCUUCGACUGGACCCGCGUCUCUGUCUGCUGGUGCUGGCGCGAGCGCAGCAUCUGCUGCAGCAGCCGCCGUUGCAGCAGCAGCGGGAAGACGAGCAGGAGCAGCAGCAUCAGCAGCAGCAACAUCAAAUCCUUCGGGAGUCCCAAGCCAGCCAGCGUUUGCCGCAAUGCCCCGUUCACAGUCGUCUCCAGUACCCAGCAGCACCGAGCACCUGCUCGCACAGAAGCAUCAGGCCAUGCUGGUCGCCAUGCGCGGCGCCACAAGCAGCGGAGAGGGGGGCAUGCAAGGGAAUGUCCUCCGCAGCUCGAGGCCAGAUAUGCCCCGCAGCUUAGGGGGGGGGAUGCAGGGGGGGAUGCAGGGGGGGAUGCAGGGGGGGGUGCAGGGGGUGAUGCAGGGAGGAAUGACCCUGGGGGGUGAUUCCGAGGAUCUAUUCGCCAUGUCUCAGAUGAUGUCUGGCUGGCCGACCUUCGCUGGGUUUGAUCUGCCAGAGGAUGCCAAGGCGGGUGGUGGUGUUUCGCCCUCUGCCACUCUCCCGGCCGGCCUCACAGCCUCGUCAUCGAUGCCAUACCUGCCGCAGUUUCUCACUGGUGCUCUGCUCAGCAGUAACGACGCUGCCUCUGGCUUGCCCAACCCGUUUUUUGCUGCUUCGAAAGCUGCUGCUACAGCAGCUGGCGCCUCAACAGCAGCUGGUGCUACAAAUUCUGGUGGUACAGCAGCGGGUGCUACAACCGCGGCUGCAACUGCUGGCCUUGCGCCAGGCGAUGGCGUUGCUGCUGCUGAUGCUUCUGCCUCUGCAGAUGCGGGUGCUGGCUACGGCGCUGGCAUGUGGCCCAUAAACGGCUCAGCUGGUAUGAGUGGCAUGUCUGGCAUGCCUGGCAUGGGUGGCAUGGCCGGUCUAUCCCGGAUGACCGAGCUGACUGACUUGACCGGAUUGAACGCCAUGGCUGGCUUGAACGCCUUUGCUGCUUGGCCAGGUAUGCCCAGCAUGGCUGGCAUGGCUGGCAUGGCUGGAGCAGCCAUGGGUGCUGGAGGAGGAACAGUAAGUGAGCCAUCGGCUGAGGCAGCAGCUGCAACAGCAGCAGCAGCAGGGAGCGCGGGGAGUGGUAUGGGGACAGGAGCAGGCGACGGCGCAGAGAAAGGGGCAGGAGCAAGCACUGGUGCAGAGGCACUGGCACGGGCAGGAGCUGGGGCAGCACGAGCAGCAGGGGCAGGCAGCAGUGGUGCUGCUGGUGGUGCCGCUGGUGGCGGUGGUGGUGUGGGUGCUGGUGGUGGUGCGAGCAGUGGUGGGGGCCAAGCGGGUUUGUGGACUGGUGGGAGGGCAGGGGGGGGUGGCGUGGGGGGAGAAGGCAUGGCGGGGGGAGGUAUGGGGGGAGGUAUGGCGGGGGGCGGAAUGGGGGGAAGUGGCAUGGUAGCUACCAUGAGAGGCUUACCUGGAGGCGGUGUUAUGGCAAGGCCAGCUGGCAUGGUCAUGAUACCCGGACAUGAAAUGGGCCAGGGCAUGGGGGGUGGCAUGGGGGGUGGCAUGGGUGCUGCAGGUAUGAGUGGUGCGGGCAUGGGUGCUAUAGUGAUGGGUCCAGGUAUGGGAGCUAACAUAGCUACCGCAGGCUUGGGAGUGCAUGCGCGGCCAGGUUUGGGUCUAGGUCCGGGAGCUGCAGGCAUGGGUUUACGCCCAAGAACUCCAGGUGUGGCAACGGGGGUUGGUAUGCGAGGAGGUGCAGGCACAGGCAUGGCCAUGGGCAUGGGCUCUGCACGACCUGGCAUGGCAGCGGGCAUGGGCAUGGGCGGCAUGGGCAUGGAUCCAGGCAUGGGUGUUAAUAUGAUGGGUCCGGGUAUGGGUAUGGGUAUGGGUACGGGCAUGGGUAUGGGUACGGGCAUGGGUAUGAACAUGGGUGGGAUGCCUAUGGGUUUUGGAGGCAUGGGCAUGGGCAUGAGGCCAGGGAUGGGAGUUACGGGCAUGAGCACAGGAGGCAUGGGUAUGGGUGGCGUAGGGUCAGCUGGCAUGGGUAUGCAUGGCAUGGGUGCCGCUGCUGCAGGUAUGGGAAACUAUGGUGUGAGUGCCAUGGAAAUGGAAGGUAUGAUGGACGUUUCAAUGCCUAUGGGCCUAAGCGGGGCAUCUGAACAUUUUUACAUGCCAGGGAUGCUACCUGGGAUGUUCAAAUUUUCAGGGUCGGGUGGAGCUGUGAUUCCAGGAGCAGCAGCAGGAACUGGGGUAGGUGGACCUUCUGUUCAGUUUGGAGGUCUCACAAAUGGAAUCGCAUCAAGUAGAUGACUGCUGGAAGUUGAAUGGAGUCCCUUUUUUCUCCAAAGCCACCUUGGUUUGAGCUGCAUUUUCGCUCUGUAUUUGCUGCCUACGACUUCAAUUACAUGAGUACUAGUCUGUUCUUGUAUGGCCCAGAGU